Trichoderma virens Gv29-8 is the source of this 2127-nucleotide messenger RNA. RefSeq lists its product as uncharacterized. Bases 1 to 2127 code for a protein of 708 amino acids. Gene Ontology annotation, molecular function: osmosensor activity. Gene Ontology annotation, biological process: establishment of cell polarity; signal transduction involved in filamentous growth; osmosensory signaling pathway via Sho1 osmosensor. Gene Ontology annotation, cellular component: site of polarized growth; extracellular region; cell surface. The record is from RefSeq and is a predicted model, not a curated record. The transcript is spliced from 2 exons. Lineage: Eukaryota; Fungi; Ascomycota; Sordariomycetes; Hypocreales; Hypocreaceae.
AUGACGACCGCCUCAUCCACAACCAGCACCAGCGCCGGCAGCACGACCAGCAGCGCGACAUCGCACACUCCGGGCUUCCCUGGUGGUAUUCCCGACCUCUUUGGGGACCACUCGACCACUAGCAGCUCUUCCACCAGCAGCUCGUCGUCGAGCAGUUCGGCGUCCAGCAGCAGCUCAUCCGAGAGCAGCUCCUCGGUCUCGGGCAGUGUGACGACCAUCGUUACGAGAAAGACAAUCAUCGUUACGCCUACGCCUGAGGGUGCUAGCAGCAGCUCGCCUACUCCCUUCAGGCCUCACAGAAGCCGCACCCGCAGGCCCCCUUCCGGGACGGCACCCUCAGGAACCUCCAGCCAGGCUUCCUCUACUUCUGCUCAGUCGUCGUCCUCUGACUCGUCUUCUGCUUCGACUUCCGCCCCUGCUGGUACCUCGUCUUCCCAGGCUUCUUCCCAGACCACCUCUGCUCCUGCCGGAACCAGCUCUUCUGAUUCGUCCUCGUCCUCCUCGACCAGCUCUGGUCUGGAUCUCGGCCUGAGUCUCAGCCUUCCCCUUGGAGGCAAGUCGACUACUUCCACGACUUCUUCUGCCGCUAGCUCUGCCGAGACGACACCUCCUCAGACGACCUCUUCUGACAGCGACUCUCAGUCCUCUUCCUCUUCCCGGGCCACUUCCAGCAAGGCCACCGAGACUGGAAUUGUGAUUGACCCCACUGGCGUCCGCUUCCCCUCGACUACCGCUCCGGCUCAAACUGAGUCUUCCAGUGCUGCCUCCACCAGCAGUGCUCCUGACAGCACCAGCGCCCCAGGCAACUCCACCAUUGAAGAUGUCAGCUCUACCUCCACCUCUGCGAAGCCGUCUUCGACUGGUGGUCUUUUGGACCCCAUCAAGUCCAUCUUGGAUCCAACAAAGUCCUCCACUACCACCUCUCCCCCCGAGACAACCGGACCAGCUUACGAGACUUCUUCUGGCCUGCCGGUCCAGUCGUCGCUCCCUGGUACUGGAUCUUCGACGUCUUCCAGCGGUCUCCCUAGCAUUUCUCUUCCCUUGACGCUGCCACCCGUGAUUCCUACCGAGACCUCAUCGUCUGCUCCCGCCAGCUCGACCUCAGAUGGAGCCAACACUACUUCUUCCGGAGCGUCCAUUCGACCCACUGCCACGUUGACCAACACCGCCGACUGGCUGCCCACGACUAUUGUCAUUGAGCCUACCACAAUGGUGUUCACCCCGGCCACUACUGAGACUGCUUCCGCUUCGACGGCCCUGCCCACUGAUGUUCCUAAGAUCAUCUACCCCGAUGAUCCCAACACCCCCGCUGCUGAAGGCACAGUCCCGAUCCAGGUUGGAUUCCUGUAUCCCCUCAACUACAUGUUCGUUGCCAGCAACACUGUUGCCGCCGCUCAGAUCUUCAAGUAUCUGCCCCAGGCUCUCGCCAAUGCUGCGGGCAUCGACGUGGGCAAGGUUCAGGUCGCCAAGCUUGUUCCCUACGACACCCGAUCUCAGUGGGGUUAUAUCACCACCCUUGCCAAGAUCAACUACCCCCAGAACCUGAUUGACAAGCUUCAGUUGGAUAUGUCGGUUGCCAACUCUCUCAUCUACAAUAACCCCGAUCCCAUUGUCCGCAACCUGACUGCCCUGAUCAACCCCAAGAUUAACAUCUUUGGCCAAGUUACCGGCGGUGGUUCUACCGACGGUGGUAGCGGCAGCGGCAGCGGCAGUGGCAGCGGCGGAAACUCUCCUGCCGCUGGCCCUGGCAACAACGACGCCUUUGGCACCAGCAGCACGGACAGUCAGACUUCCAAGCAAAAGGCCACCACCGCCGGUAUCGCUGUCGGUGCCGUCGGUCUUGGUGCCCUGUACGGUGGUGCCAUGUUCAUUAUUGCUCGACGCUACAAGCGCAAGAAGCAGGCUCACCGCCGCAGCAGCUCCCUUGACGGCAGCCAGCGUUCCUCUGGCAUGCAGUAUGCUGGCAACGGAAGCCCUGCUCUCAUGGGUGGUGCUCUGAUGAGCCGUGACAUGUCCAGCUACGGUGGAACCGGAAUUCGCAACAGCCACAACAGCGGAACGAGCUCUGCUCGAACUGCCAACAUCUCCGCUCCCGUUGCUGCUGAGAACUCCCUUGGCUGGAACUGA